This is a messenger RNA of Diorhabda sublineata, 1654 nucleotides long. Its product is annotated as N-sulphoglucosamine sulphohydrolase. Gene Ontology annotation, biological process: glycosaminoglycan catabolic process; heparan sulfate proteoglycan catabolic process. The coding region runs from base 59 to 1567 and encodes 502 amino acids. The record is from RefSeq and is a predicted model, not a curated record. NCBI's taxonomy places the organism in Eukaryota, Metazoa, Arthropoda, Insecta, Coleoptera, Chrysomelidae. The transcript is spliced from 8 exons. Gene Ontology annotation, molecular function: N-sulfoglucosamine sulfohydrolase activity.
CUUCUUCAUUGGUGAUUAUUCUAGAAACUAGUAAAAGACUUUAAUUAAAAUUGGAAAAAUGUAUCUGUUACUUUUUUUUACUAUUUUCAUAUGUGUGGAUUCUAGUUUAACUAAAGCUUUGAAUGCUGUUGUUAUUUUGGCUGAUGAUGGAGGCUUUGAAAUGGGUACAUACAGAAACAAAAUUUGCCAAACGCCUAAUUUGGAUAAAUUGGCAAAAGAAAGUUUAAUUUUUAAUAGAGCGUUUACUUCAGUGAGUAGCUGUUCUCCUAGUCGAGCAGCUUUGCUUACAGGAAUGCCGUCACAUCAGAAUGGAAUGUAUGGAUUACAUCAAGGGGUUCAUAAUUUUAAUUCUUUUAAUAAAGUUAAGAGUAUAACAAAAAUUUUGAAAAAUCAAGGCAUUAGAACAGGCAUUAUUGGUAAGAAACAUGUUGGUCCAGAAAAUGUGUAUCCAUUUGAUUAUGCAGAAACUGAGGAGAAUAAUUCCAUAUUUCAGGUGGGGCGGAAUAUCACACAUAUUAAAUUGUUGACUAGAACAUUUUUAAAUACAUCUGAUCCUUUCUUUUUAUAUAUUGCAUUUCAUGACCCACAUCGUUGCGGUCAUACAAAUCCCGAAUAUGGAGAAUUUUGUCAACGGUUUGGAAAUGGCGAACCAGGUAUGGGUUAUAUCCCCGAUUGGCAACCAAUUAUUUACCAACCAGAUGAGCUUGAACUACCUUAUUUUAUUCCAAAUACUUGGGAAGCUAGAAAGGAUGUUGCUAAUCAAUAUACAACUAUUUCAAGGCUUGAUCAAGGUGUUGGCUUAAUCAUCGAAGAAUUAAAAAACUCUGGUCAUUAUGAUAACACUCUGAUCAUUUAUUCAAGUGAUAAUGGCAUACCUUUUCCAAAUGGAAGGACAAAUAUGUAUGAUUCUGGAAUACAAGAGCCUUUAUUUAUUUCAUCCCCACUUCAUAAAGAAAGACGAGGUCAAGUAACAAAUUCUUUAACAAGUUUAUUAGAUAUUGUCCCUACACUAUUGGAUUGGUAUGGAAUUAAAGGAGAAACUAAUUCUGUUGAAGAAUUUGAUCAUUUAUAUGGUAGAAGUUUACUUCCACUUCUUGUUAAAGAACCAGAUGAUACAUCAAAAGAAGUUAUUUUUGGAAGUUAUAAUUUACAUGAAAUUACUAUGUACUACCCUAUGCGAAUGGUUAGAACACAAAGAUACAAACUUAUACAUAAUAUAAAUUACUAUUCACCUUUUCCUAUAGACCAGGAUUUAUAUUUGUCUCCAACAUUCCAAGAUAUUUUGAAUAAAACCAGGACAAAUGAAAACACUUUUUGGUAUAAAACUUUACAGGAAUAUUACAAACGUCCAGAGUGGGAAUUGUAUGAUUUGAAGUAUGAUCCAGAAGAACUUAAUAAUAUUGCAAAAAAGAGUUCUCAACAACAAAUUUUUAACGAGUUAAAGGAAAAGUUGCAUAAAUGGCAAAAGGAGACCCAAGAUCCUUGGAUUUGUUCUCCACAUGCGGUUUUGGAAGACGAGGGAAGUUUCAAACAUAACCCACAAUGUUUAGAUUUGAAUAAUAUUUGAUGAAGUAAAUUCGUUUCUCGAAUGAAUUUUAUAGCUUCAUAUUGGAAGCUGAUUUUUCAAAUAAGUAAAAUAUAGAAAUUGUGGAUU